CAUUGCUGAAUCCCACCUGGCGGGCCUCCUGGGGCUGAUGCGGGGUGGGGGGGGGGGUCGGAUUGAAAUGACCCCUUUAUUUCACUCUUCAUUCAUCGGGGACUGAUGCAGCCAGGCACUGUUCCCGUUCUGGGGACACAGCAGUGAUUAAAGCAGACAGAAACACCUGCUCUCAUGGGGGGGGAGGCGCAGAUCCUGGGGGAUGCAGGAGACAAAGAUUAAACAGGAGCCAAGGGUAUAGGAUGCCAGGGGGUGGUGGUGGUAGCUGCUAGGGGAGAAAAACUCAUUCAUUCAUUCCUUUUAUUCAGCAAAUCUUUACUGAGUACCUAUGCAAAAAGGGGGCUUCUGGCAGAGGCUGGGGGUGCUAGUCAUUUUUGACUCAUAGGAGCAUGGAGAGGGUGUAACAGCUACCAGACACCCCAGAUGUCCCUCAGUGGAUGAAUGGAUAAAUGCAGUGUGGUCCAUCCAAACAGUGGAAUAUUAUCCAGCCUUCAAAAGGAGUGACUAUAUGCAGUUUAUCGUAUGUCAAUUACAUCCCAAUAAAAAUUCUUAAAAAAAGAAAAAAAGGAGUGAAACACUGACCCACGCUGCAACAUGGAUGGACUUUGAAAACACAAUGCUCAGUGAGAGAAACCAGACCCAAGAGACCAAACAGUAUGUGACUCCAGCUAUAGGAAACGUCCAGAACAGACAAAUCCACAGAGGCCGAGAGUGGUUCAGCAACGUCACCUUCUUCAUCUUUGGGCCUCUCAUGAUGUUUCUGAUGAACGCGUAUGUCCAGAAACGCUCCCGCUACAUUUAUAUCAUCUUCAUCCUCUUCACAGUCGUAGGCCUGUUCUCUAUGUACUUUCACAUGACACUCAGCUUCCUGGGCCAGAUGCUGGACGAGAUCUCUAUCCUGUGGCUGCUGGCCGGUGGCUACAGCAUAUGGCUGCCCCGCUGCUACUUUCCCACCUUCCUAAGGAAGAACAGGCCCCAGUACAUCUGUCUGGUCAUCACCACCACCGUGGUCAUUACCUUCCUGUCCUUCCUGAGACCCACGAUCAACGCGUACGCCCUCAACACCAUUUCCCUGCACGUCGUCUACAUCGUGGUCAAGGAAUAUAAGAAGGCCAGUAAUAAGGAUCUUCGGCAUCUAAUCGAGGUCGCUGUGGUUUUAUGGGCUUUUGCAUUUACUAGCUGGAUCAGUGACCGCUUUCUUUGCAGUUUCUGGCAGUGGAUCAACUUCUCCUACCUGCACAGCAUCUGGCAUGUACUCAUCAGCAUCACCUUCCCCUACGGCAUUGUCACCAUGGCCAUGGUGGAUGCCUUGUAUGAGAUGCCAGACAAAACUGUCAAAGUCUGCUACUGGCCUCGGGACACUUGGCCCGUGGGACUGCCCUACUUGGAGAUCAGUGAUGACAACAAAAGCUGCUGAGGUCUGCCGGCUUCUUGAUCACCCAGCCACCUGCGCACCUGCGUCCUGAGGAUAGCAACCUGAAUCGGGAGACUGAGAGACACUCACAGUUCCGUCCUCCAGCUCCCUUCCCCCAUCCUCUUGGUCCUCUGUGGCCCCAUCCCAAGUCAGGGAAUGGACUUCACAACCUCUCUGUGCUGUAGCCUGAUGACCCUGAGGGGCUGCCUGGAAGAGCUCCCCUCCACGACCUGCCCCUGUUCCCUUUCACUUCCUCUUCCGGGUUCACUGCUGUCACAUGACCUGGUGGGGCUGGAUCACAUGGUGCUAUGAUUCUGUGGCAGCCACUGGGAAUGACCUCAGGCUGGGGCUUGGUCCCCGGGCACCUUAUAAAUAGUGGCGGUCACUGUGAGACUCUUUGGACCUGUCUUUGGCUAUGCAGUGUCACUGGUACUAGGGGGCGUCCCAAAAAAUGGACAUGUUUUCUAGUCACCUCAUUCUACACUCACAUGUGUGUACAGAGAUCUCACAGAUCCUCACACAUGCUCACAUGUGCUCUCAUGGACUUGUGGGGUUGAUAGCAAAGCAACUUGGAGGCUGGAACUGGGUGAUUGCAGUGCUGUCAGGCCACAGGCAUCAGGACCAGAGCUGCGGUGGCUGGUACAGGCUCUCAAAGUGAGGAGAGAAGGGGAGGGUGGUUUCCAUGCUGGUUAAAAGCCCAGGGCUUGGAGUCAGGCGGAUGUAAAUUUGAAUCCUGAUUCACCAUUUCCUACUUGUAUUAUCUGGGGGAAGUGAUUUUCCCUACCUCUGAAGUUCAAGGACCUUGUCUGUAAAACAUCCCUUCCUUCCUGGGAUUUUUAUGUAGAUAAAACAAGAUAACAUAUGUAAAGUGCUUAGCAUGGAGUCUGGCAAACAUCCAUCCAUCUGCUCAUUCUUUAAUUUAUCCAUCCAUUCAUCCAUCCAUCCAUCUUUUGAACUCUCCAUUGAACUGUCCAUCUAGCUAUCCUUUAAUUUACUCAUCCAUUAAUUUA
Molecule: messenger RNA, 2424 nt
Organism: Hippopotamus amphibius kiboko
Lineage: Eukaryota; Metazoa; Chordata; Mammalia; Artiodactyla; Hippopotamidae
Gene: ACER1
Product: alkaline ceramidase 1
Exons: 6
Coding region: 599-1417 (272 amino acids)
Biological process (GO): ceramide metabolic process
Cellular component (GO): membrane
Molecular function (GO): hydrolase activity, acting on carbon-nitrogen (but not peptide) bonds, in linear amides
Source: RefSeq, a predicted model, not a curated record